Botrytis sinoallii is the source of this 1473-nucleotide messenger RNA. RefSeq lists its product as uncharacterized. Lineage: Eukaryota; Fungi; Ascomycota; Leotiomycetes; Helotiales; Sclerotiniaceae. Gene Ontology annotation, cellular component: cytoplasm. Gene Ontology annotation, biological process: protein depalmitoylation. Gene Ontology annotation, molecular function: palmitoyl-(protein) hydrolase activity; carboxylic ester hydrolase activity. Bases 284 to 1057 code for a protein of 257 amino acids. The record is from RefSeq and is a predicted model, not a curated record. The transcript has 2 exons.
GUUCUACUAGAUAGUGAAAUAGUUAAGGGUUCAGCUGAACAAGCUUCAUUGGCUUCUCCAUAAUUAUGGCUUGGUCAGAUGCUUGUUUUAUCCAGCGAGGAUAGCCUUGUAAGCUUUCAAGGUCGGCCUUUUCGUCAUUUGCAUAAUUUAAUGAGCGUUCAAAGUUUUUAUGAAUAUUUUAUGUACCCACUUGCACCUGGGCGGGAAAUUAAUAUUGAAUCAGCCUCGUCAGAAAAACAAGCAAGGCUGACGAAAUUCGAGGUGGAAGAAAACAAGAGUAAAUAUGACAACACCACGUCUGCCAACUGUAGAUGAUCUACCAAGGAAUCUAUUAUGUGAUAUUCUACCAUCCAAAGAUGGAAAGUAUACCAACAUUUUGAUUCUGCUUCAUGGCUUGGGGGAUACGAAGAAUGGAUUCACACAGCUUGCCAAAAACUUAUCUCUGCCUCAAACUGCGUCCUUAAUUCCUCAAGCUCCAACCCCAAUUCCCGCCCUCAUAACUGGUUCCGACGUACCUUCUUUCCAUUGGGCACGCGAUCUUGAAUUCGACUCUACGACUGGCUCUCUAGACCUCGAUGCUGAUCUCACACCCUCUAUCACAAUUCUGACUUCUAUGAUUGAGAUGCUUAUGGAAUCAUGUAAUUACUCGCCGAGAAAUAUAUUUCUCUUUGGGUUUGGACAGGGAGGCAUGUUGGCUCUUUCGACUCUUGCACAAACUACCUCUUCACUCCUCAAAGAUGUGGAAUUGGGAGGAGCGAUUUCAAUCGGUGGACGACUUCCUACCUCUUUUUCUCCGCCUUCAAAUUCAGCGACAACUCAAAAGGAUAACAAAGGGAAAGUCAGAACACCAAUUUUGGUAGCGGGCGGAAACAGAAAGUCUGAAAUAACAAGGACAGCGUUGGAAAAGGUAAAGGGUACAUUCGCGGAAGUAGAGUAUGUUAAAUGGGAGAGGGAAGGUGAUGGUAUGAUGAGGGGGAGAGAGGAGGUGCUGCCACUAAUGAGAUUUUGGGGUAGGAGGUUGAAAAUGGGGGCUCCGGAGGGGAUGACUGAGGUUUGAGAUGGAGAGGUGAGGUGAGAUGAGGGAGCAUAACGAGAAAGUAGGACGUUAUGAGUGGGAUUUGAGUGGGUUGAUUCGUCAAUGAUACUCAGGUUUCAAUUUCAAGAUCCCGGGGGUCGAAAUUGCCGGCGGCAUAUUGCUUUGGCCUACAACACACUGCAGACAGUUCUGUAUAGGUGUUUGACUACAUCUCUGCUAUCCAUACUCAUCUUUCAUUGUCUAGGUAUGAGAUAGUGAGCUUAUAUUGCUAUGGAUAAUUCAAUAGGCUUGGUCUGGGUAAGGGUACCGAAGGGGAAAUCAUUUCCUUCUUGAAGUUAGGAAAUAAGAUAUUCUAGAGACGAUUCGUUUCACAUGGCAAUUUUAGAAUGCUCAGAGAUAGCACCGUGGAUAUAAAAUGGUUGAGUAUGCUUCAAUCA